AUGCAUUUCUUUCGCAGCAUUGUUCUGGCUUUACUGCCCACUGCUGCUUUUGCGGCCAAGAAAACUGUUGAUAGAUUCGACAAAUUCCAUGCCAAAGCUCUCGUAUCGACUCCAUUGAAGCUCGACGAUCCGCUUUAUGGCCAAUUGACAGCCGCCCCUAGAGACUAUUCGGUUGCUGUAUUGCUAACAGCCCUGGAAUCCCGAUUUGGAUGUGUGCUUUGUCGUGAGUUCCAGCCAGAAUGGGACUUGUUGUCUAGAGGCUGGACCAAAGGCGACAAGAAGGGAGAGUCACGCCUUUUGUUUGCGACAUUGGACUUUAUGGAUGGCAAAAACACCUUCCAAUCACUCGGUCUUCAAACCGCCCCGGUUCUCUUGCUCUUCCAACCAACAACUGGCCCUCAUGCCGUGGCAGAUAUUGGCCCCGUGCGAUAUGACUUCGUCAAUGGGCCUCAAUCUGCGGAGCAAAUCCACGACUGGAUAUCUCGCCAGCUUCACGAUCGACCCCACCCCCCGAUUCAAAGACCAAUCAACUGGGUGCGUGGAUUCGCAAUUACCACGACUCUAUUAGGCACGGUCACUUUCAUAAGCGUCGCUUGGCCCUAUGUGCUACCGGUCAUUCAGAACCGUAAUGUCUGGGCCGCAAUCAGCUUAAUAUCUAUCCUACUCUUCACCAGUGGACAUAUGUACAAUCACAUCCGAAAGGUCCCAUACGUUGCGGGCGACGGACGCGGGGGCGUCAGCUAUUUUGCGGGCGGUUUCCAAAACCAGUACGGUCUGGAGACACAGAUCGUCGCAGCUAUGUAUGGCCUACUUUCCUUCGCGACCAUUUCGCUCGCCCUCAAGGUACCACGCAUAGCAGAUCCUAAAUCACAACAAGUCGCUGUCAUAAUCUGGGGUAGCAUUAUUUUCGUUAUGUACAGCUUCUUGCUCAGUGUAUUCAGAAUCAAGAACGGUGGAUAUCCUUUCUGGUUGCCUCCAUUCUCAUAG
Messenger RNA from Venustampulla echinocandica, 987 nucleotides. Its product is annotated as Oligosaccharyl transferase. The coding region runs from base 1 to 987 and encodes 328 amino acids. Lineage: Eukaryota; Fungi; Ascomycota; Leotiomycetes; Helotiales; Pleuroascaceae. Gene Ontology annotation, cellular component: oligosaccharyltransferase complex. The transcript has 4 exons. The record is from RefSeq and is a predicted model, not a curated record.